Closterium sp. Yama58-4 is the source of this 837-nucleotide messenger RNA. The record is from the annotation of a GenBank genome assembly. Lineage: Eukaryota; Viridiplantae; Streptophyta; Zygnematophyceae; Desmidiales; Closteriaceae.
AUGAGUGAUCCGUUAUUGGCUGAUUUGUUAUCGUCGACGCCCGGUACGAGUGCCUCCCUGCCUGCUGAUACUAGUCGCGAGAUUGCCGCGUUAGUUGCUGAGAUGGACGAGAGAUAUUCGUUUGCAAGAUUGCUGUCCGCCACGCGUCCUUCUCUACCCGAUUCUAGCGCACGCGCUACGACUGUAGAUCACGAAAACGACGAGGAUGACGACAGCGACGGGGACGCGGAGGACGAACUUGUAAUUCGCCUCGUCGACAUAGACGUGGUUACCACAUCUAUCGAGAACAAAUCAGUUUCCGAUACAACAAAACUCGAUAUAGGUCAGCCUGAAAAUUCAGGAGAUGUAGCUCGAUCGGACGGCGGACAGGUUUUGCGCGGGGAAGUAGCUGCGAGCGGAGCCGUUGGAUUAGGAACUGACGAUGAUGAUGGCGUCGCUGCUGCAUCAGUAAAGGACGGCGAGUCGCGGGAAAAGGAGAUUGUCGAGGAUAAGAAGAAGCGGAAAGCGCAGGGGCAAGCGGAUGGCGAAGCGGCUGCAAAGGCGGGGGAAGUAGGGGAAGGGGGGGAAGCGGGGGAAACCAGAGGCGGGAAGCUUGCUCGUGUUGCGCCAGUGGCGGAGCCUGAAGCGCCAGUGGCGGAAGCGCGGGACGGAAAGCCUGCGCCAGCGGCGGAGCCUGAAGCGCCAGUGGCGGAAGCGCGGGACGGAAAGCCUGCGCCAGCGGCGGACCCUGCAGCGCCGUGGAGCGUAGGGCAUCCCGAGGGGCAUCCGCGCAGCCCCUUCCUGCGCCUCCACCAAGGCAAGCCUCCACGUCCCCCUCAUAACGACCGUACACCCUGA